CCAUUUUCAGAAUGAUUACAGCACUAUUGCAGACAAGUUCAAAAAUUAAUAGUGUAUUGCUAAAAAAUAUCUCUGGUAAAACGGUACGCAACAUGGCAACGUAUUUAGUAGAAGAUGCAAAAUUCAGUUUCUUGAAAGAUCUCGGUUUAAGCCGUGUCAAUAGUGGAAUAUACGAUGGGCAAUGGAGUAAAGGUAACGCCAAGUCAGUUCAAUCCAUUGAUCCAGCAACAGGCCGAGUGAUUGCAGAGGUUACUACGGGUUCAGAAAAAGAUCUCGAGCAAUGCCUUGCGGCAGGUGUGGCCGCAUAUGAAGAAUGGAAAAAAUUCCCAGCGCCGUUUCGUGGCGAAAUUGUCCGCCAAAUCGGCGAAGAACUUCGUAAGUUUAGAGAACCUCUCGGUAAGUUGGUUGCUCUCGAAAUGGGCAAGAUUCUGCCGGAAGGCAUUGGGGAAGUGCAGGAGUUUGUCGAUAUUUGUGACUAUGCAGUGGGGCUGUCGCGCAUGUACGGAGGUUUCAUCUUCCCUUCUGAACGACCUCAACAUACCAUUUUGGAAAAAUGGAAUCCGAUCGGCCUAGUAGGCGUCAUAUCGGCGUUCAAUUUCCCUUGCGCCGUAUUUGGUUGGAAUGCAGCUAUUGCACUAACUGUCGGAAAUUCGGUACUUUGGAAAGGUGCACCUACUACAUCUCUAGUAAGCGUGGCUACCACCAAAAUUGUAGCCGAUGUAAUCAAACGAAACAACCUUCCGCCAAUAGUGACACUUUGCCAGGGUGAUGUUGAAGUCGGCAAACGCAUGGUGAGUGACGAACGAGUCAAACUGUUAUCAUUCACCGGUAGUACCGCGGUUGGUCGCACUGUUGGCGUUGAGGUGCAACGUCGAUUUGGUAGAUGUUUGCUAGAGCUUGGAGGCAACAAUGCACUGAUCAUCAACGAUGAUGCUCCCCAACAAAUGGCUCUUGAUGCAGCGUUCUUCGGGUGCGUUGGAACAGCAGGGCAACGUUGUACUACCACGAGACGGCUUCUCAUUCAUGAAAAGCUGUAUGAUGAUUUUGUUCAAAAACUGGUUAAACGCUACACAAAUCUGAUGCAACGUGUUGGACAUCCGUUAGAACAAUCAACACUUUACGGGCCACUACACAAUCAGCAGGCGGUUGAAAACUACAAGCAAACUAUACAGGAGGCGGUUUCGUUAGGCGGUAAAAUCGAAUGUGGUGGUAAGGUUUUGGAGCGUCCUGGAUUUUUUGUCGAACCUACGAUCAUUUCCAAUCUACCACACAAUGCUUCCGUGGUAAAGCGAGAAACCUUUGCACCAAUUGUGUACGUGUUUAAGACGAACAAUUUAAAAGAAGCGAUCGCUUGGAACAACGAGGUCGAUCAAGGGCUCUCGUCAUCACUCUUUACCAACAAUAUCCAAUCGGCUUUUCAGUGGAUCGGAGAAAAUGGUUCAGACUGCGGCAUAGUAAAUAUUAACACCUCGCCAUCUGGAGCUGAAAUUGGAGGAGCUUUUGGUGGUGAGAAGCAUACUGGUGGCGGCCGUGAAUCUGGAUCCGAUGCAUGGAAGCAAUACGCCCGUCGUUCUACAAUUACCGUGAAUCAUUCAGCUGAUUUGCCACUAGCGCAAGGAAUUGUGUUUGAGUAACAUGAUGAACGGAAACUCAUAUCAUAUGU
This is a messenger RNA of Anopheles nili, 1663 nucleotides long. It is a transcript of the gene Aldh7A1, whose product is annotated as putative aldehyde dehydrogenase family 7 member A1 homolog. The coding region runs from base 12 to 1634 and encodes 540 amino acids. NCBI's taxonomy places the organism in Eukaryota, Metazoa, Arthropoda, Insecta, Diptera, Culicidae. The record is from RefSeq and is a predicted model, not a curated record. The transcript has 2 exons. Gene Ontology annotation, molecular function: aldehyde dehydrogenase (NAD+) activity.